GGUCCCAGCGGCGGCAGCAGCAGCAGCAGCGGCGGGAGGAGCCUCUGGGAAAUGGAUGCAAGGAGGCUGCUGGAUCCAGGGUUGAAGGUUCAGGAAGGCCUCUGGGAUCUCCCUCUGAAGAACCAGCAGACGGAAUGCCCAAGUGAUUGAAGACAAUGGGCGCUAAUGCGUCUAACUAUCCUCACUCCUGUUCCCCGAGGGUAGGGGGAGCUUCACAGGCCCAACAGACUUUUAUAGGGACAUCAUCCUACUCCCAGCAAGGCUUUGGUUGUGAAUCAAAAUUGUAUAGCCUUGACCAUGGCCACGAGAAACCACAAGACAAAAAAAAGAGAACCUCUGGCCUUGCCACCCUCAAAAAGAAGUUUAUUAAGCGUCGGAAAUCUAAUAGGUCUGCCGAUCACGCCAAGCAGAUGCGAGAACUCCUCUCUGGGUGGGACGUUAGAGACGUCAACGCUUUGGUGGAGGAAUAUGAGGGAACUUCAGCCUUAAAGGAGCUUUCUCUACAAGCCAGCUUGGCUAGACCAGAGGCCCGGACGUUACAGAGAGAUAUGGCUGAUCUUUAUGAGUACAAGUAUUGUACUGAUGUAGACUUAAUAUUUCAAGAAACUUGUUUUCCUGUUCAUCGUGCCAUUUUGGCAGCAAGAUGUCCAUUUUUUAAAACACUGCUUUCUUCCUCGCCAGAGUAUGGGGCAGAGAUUAUAAUGGACAUCGCUACGGCUGGUAUUGACAUGCCCAUGUUUUCUGCACUCUUACACUACCUUUAUACUGGAGAGUUUGGAAUGGAAGACUCAAGGUUUCAGAACGUUGAUAUCCUUGUGCAGCUUAGUGAGGAAUUUGGAACCCCCAAUUCCCUCGAUGUAGAUAUGCGAGGACUCUUCGAUUCCAUGUGUUACUAUGAUGUUGUUCUUAGUUUUUCUUCAGACUCUGAACUGGUUGAAGCUUUUGGUGGAAAUCAGAACUGUUUAGAUGAAGAGCUCAAAGCCCACAAGGCUGUUAUUUCUGCAAGAUCCCCAUUUUUCCGAAAUUUAUUACAAAGGAGAAUACGGACUGGUGAGGAAAUCACGGACCGCACUUUGAGGACUCCCACGAGAAUUAUACUAGAUGAGUCCAUUAUACCAAAAAAAUAUGCAAAAGUAAUAUUACACUGCAUGUACACUGAUGUGGUGGACCUCUCCGUGCUGCACUGUAGCCCCUCUGUGGGGAGUCUCGGAGAAGUUCAGGCCCUGGUCGCAGGGAAGCCCAACAUGGCCAGGGCGGAAGAAGCCAUGGAGCUUUACCACAUAGCACUGUUCCUGGAGUUCAACAUGCUUGCACAAGGCUGUGAGGAUAUCAUUGCUGAGAGCAUCUCAUUAGAUACCUUAAUUGCCAUCCUCAAGUGGAGUUCUCAUCCAUAUGGCUCUAAGUGGGUCCACCGACAAGCUUUACAUUUCCUCUGUGAGGAAUUUUCCCAGGUCAUGACUUCGGAUGUUUUUUAUGAAAUCAGCAAAGACCAUCUGCUUACUGCAAUCCAGUCUGACUACCUACAGGCAAGUGAACAAGACAUCCUUAAGUAUCUGGUGAAGUGGGGAGAGCAUCAGUUGAUGAGAAGAAUAGCGGACAGAGAGCCAAAUCUACUGAGUGGCACUGCCCAUAGUGUGAACAAAAGAGGUGUGAAGAGGCGAGACCUGGACAUUGAGGAGCUGCGAGAGAUCCUGUCUGCUCUCUUACCUUUUGUGCGGAUUGAGCAUAUCUUACCUAUAAACAGUGAAGUCUUAAGUGAUGCAAUGAAAAGAGGCUUGAUUAGUACUCCUCCCUCGGAUAUGCUUCCUACAACUGAAGGUGGAAAAUCAAAUGCCUGGUUACGGCAAAAAAAUGCUGGCAUCUAUGUCCGUCCCCGGCUGUUCUCGCCCUACGUGGAAGAGGCAAAGUCGGUGCUGGACGAGAUGAUGGUGGAGCAGACAGAUCUGGUGCGUCUGCGGAUGGUUAGAAUGUCCAACGUGCCGGACACGCUGUACAUGGUCAGUAACGCUGUGCCGCAGUGCUGUCACGUGGUCAGCCACCAGCAGGUCAGCAGCAGCCAAGCCAGUCCCCCGUCAGUGGUGGCCAACGACAUUCCAGUUCCUCGUCUGCUCAUUAUGAAAGACAUGGUCAGACGACUGCAGGAACUGCGGCACACCGAGCAGGUGCAGAGGGCCUAUGCGCUCAACUGUGGGGAAGGCGCCACCGUCAGCUACGAGAUUCAGAUCCGAGUACUGAGGGAGUUUGGUCUCGCAGAUGCUGCCGCAGAGCUCUUGCAGAAUCCUCACAAGUUCUUCCCUGAUGAACGCUUUGGCGAUGGAAGCCCGCUGCUAACAAUGAGACAGCCUGGGAGAUGCCGCGUGAACAGCACCCCUGCUGCAGAGACCACGUUUACAGAGCUGGACUCCUUUGUGGCCUUCCAUCCCCCCUUGCCGCCUCCCCCGCCUCCGUACCACCCUCCAGCCACCCCAAUCCAUAAUCAACUCAAAGCAGGCUGGAAGCAGAGACCUCCCAGCCAGCAGCCUUCCCGCUCUUUCUCUUACCCGUGCAAUCAGUCGCUGUUUCACUCCAGAACAGCUCCUAAAGCUGGCCCACCCCCAGUCUACUUGCCCAGCGUGAAAGCAGCGCCACCUGACUGCACCAACAUCACAGGGCUGGGGAGACAGACCAUUGCCGCUGCCGCCACUGCUGCUGCCAUCACUGCAGGAACAUCUGAGAAGCAAGUGGGCCCACAGCCUGUGCUAAACGAUCUGGUGCCGGACAUCGCCAUGGGUGUGUCCACGAUGUCCCUGAAGGACAGGAGGCUUCCAGAGCUGGCGGUGGACACAGAGUUAAGCCAGUCAGUAUCUGAAGCGGGGCCUGGGCCUCCCCAGCAUCUUUCAUGUAUUCCGCAGAGGCAUACACACACUUCUCGAAAGAAACACAUGCUAGAGCAAAAAACAGAGCUUCGAGAAAAUCAGCAGGAAUAUCCGGAUUUCUAUGACUUCUCCAGUGCUGCUUGCAGACCUUCAACUCCUGCUCCUAGCAGACGCACCCCUUCCCCUUCGCAAGGUGGAUAUUUUGGUCCUGAUUUGUACAGCCACAAUAAGGCAUCACCAAGUGGCUUAAAGUCAGCCUGCGUCCCCAGCCAGACCUCUCCUGAAAAGCAGGAGGAAGCUAGGAGAGCGUAUCCACUUUCCCCGGACGGGCACCCGCACAGGCAGAAGAAUGAGCCAAUCCGCCUGGACGUCGUGGAGCAGCCUCCCCCGCGAGCUGACUUUGCUUUGGCGGCCCCGGAAAGCGCUGGUAGCGGUCCAGCCCACGUCAGGGGACGGACCGCAGCAGAAGCUGACUGGACCUUCGGGCUCACGCCCAACAGGCCUUCUUCACAUUCGGCAUGCAGCUCCGAAGCUCCGGAAGAGAGAUCCAGUCGGAGACUGGCAGGCAGUGAGUCCCUGGGUCCUGGAGCACAGAGAGGUGCCGAUGUGGAAAGGGAAGAUUCGGUCAGCAGAGGAAGGAGGUCACCCAGCAAGCCCGACUUCCUCUACAGGAAAUCUGCCCUCUGAUGUCCGUGCCUGAGAUGGGAAGCACCCACUCUGUGCUGUGGCCCAGCAGCGUGCAGCCCCAUCUGUGGGUGCCAGCUGAGGACGAGUGUCCCAUCCUUUGAUUCUGUUUCCGUGUGUGUGUAUGCAUUAGACAUGGUGUGCUGAGAGGGUUGUGUUGAAUGCUGCGUCUGUCUGUUUUUUGUUUGAGCGAUUGUGUGGGGAAGCGUUUUUAGGAACAAGCAAGCAAGCUGGCACUUUUUUUUUCUUCUUUUCAAAAUGAUGGAAUUUUUUUGCACUUGUACAUUUUAUGUGUAUUGAUUUUAUAUCAGUAUGUUAAAAUUUAUUGCCACAUUUAAAGGACUGUAUUUUCAUACUUUUUUGCAUUUUAUCUUUCAUCUACCAAUUUCCAUGUGCAUUGGGUUGCACACUGAGAUGUAUUUUCUUAUGAAAUAGUUCUGUGUUUAUUUUUUAAUUAUAGAAAUUCCAAAGAACAGCACAUCACAAUGUUCUCUUCUCAGCAGUCGUUUUCGUUCCGAGCGCUCCCUGCUCAGUCUUGGUCAAUCUAAAGUCAUUUUUCUCUUAACACGUCUUGGAAGCUGGUCUUCAUUCCUCCACCAGGGGUCCAGUCAGGGCCCUGGAGGGUUCUGGUUCUUAAAGACAAAGGCCCAGAUGAAAGCUGUUGCUUCAGCCACAGCGUGGACGCCGUGGGAAUCUGCAGAUCCUGGUGGUGUGUGUGGGUCAGCGCGUCUGUCGGCGAGGCUCUGCGGGUCCCUGGCAGUGGGGCACUGCCGACGCCACAGCUGCCCUGGGUGGAUCUGGCCUUGAGGCCGGACUCCAGCUGCAGCAGGAGAGGCUGCCUGCUGCCUUCACUUGUGUUGCUCUCUGUGGCAACACAACAAUGCAAAGGGCUUCAGUCUUACGGAUGUCAUUCGGUGUUUGUAAGCAUGUGUCCUGUUUUAUAUGUUUUCCAAAGUGUGUCUGAAUUUUGGUGUCCUAUAAAAAGUUGUAUGAUGCUCUGUCACCAAAAAAAACCAAGUUGACAAACAUUUGUUUUCAGUUAAACACGACACGUCCUACUUGAACUCCAGUGGGGAUGCUGCUUGCCGUUUACUGAACCACUGAGCACACGUAGGGUCUCCCGAGACCCUCUCCCUCGGAAGGGCGAUGUGUACGCUGAGGACUGUUUUUCCUAACACUCCAAUGUAAAUAUGAUGGUAUUUGAGUUUUUAAGUCACUUCCACAUUAUUUGAGCAUUUACUUUGUAGUUUUCCAGACACAUCCACACACAGCUGUAGCACUUAGCAAGAAAGAGCCUUCCAGAUGCUGGGGCGCCUCUUUCCUCUGUAUGUGUGUGUGUGUAUAUAUAUAUAUAUAUAUAUAAACUCAGACUCACACUCACUCUAAAACUAUGCAGGGCGAGGGAGCCUUUACAAGCUACAAUACAAAUUAAUUCUGUGCACUUGAAGGAAAUAAUUUCUAUUGGGUGUCACCAACUCUUAAUUUCUCCUGAAACUGUAGCUUCUCUUCCGGUUUUUCCCACUUUACCCUGUGGAUACACACUCAGGAAUAAUCUGGCAUUUUAGAAAAGUCUGACAAUAGAGGGUCUCAAGGCUGAGAACUUGUUGGCCUGCCUGCCGCCACGUGCUCCGCCGCCUGCCUCGCCAGCUGCUGCCCGUGCACCUGUGGGCAUUGGUCAGCUCACAUCCCAAGCUGCCACGAGGUGGGCUGUGCCGUCGCCUGUCGAGCUCCUCUUAGGAAAGAUAGACAAACGUAGGACUCUGUUCUCGGGCAGGAGAGGUUUAACUUGGGUAGAUGACCAUGCCUCUGCCAGCCUUCUGAAACACAAGUUGAUUCCGUUGUGUUGCUUUGUGUGUAUCUGUGCUUGUGUUGACAUGAAUUGUUACGAUGGUUUUUGCCUGUUCUUCUGACUCAGAUUGUCCUGUACUGGUUGUGUACAAGAGGAGCAGGUGGAAUUUGGGCCAUAACCCUUCUCUCCUGUGCCCUGCUCCGGUUUUGUUUUGGUUUUAUUUCCACACGUUACACAAGAUCUGUUGAGUAUCACACAUUCGCUUUUACGAAAAUUCCUUAAAUAUUCCUUCACGUCCCCCAAAUUUAUGAAUUUUGGCAACUGUUUAUAAUAUUACUUAGUUUGUGAAGUUCCCAUUUAAUAAGUUGCUUACCUGACUAGCCUGUGUAUAGAGGGGAAAUUCACCCUGGUCUGUGGGGUUGUGAAGCAGUGUGACUUGCUGAAGGUGAACAGGUGUGGGUGCUGUGUGGGUUAGGGUAGGCCUUAGUGGGCUUGCACCGCGUUUGUGAAGUAUCGUGAAUAGGGUAAGAUGACUGUAGCUCUGUGCCUCUGGCUUGGGGACCCAUUUAUUGCAUCUUUUUAAAAUGCUGUGCUGAGACAAAUACGAAGUCUGAGUAAGGUUGCUCUCAGAAGAAAAUCUAGACUUGUGUAUACAACACCACUUAGGCCCCAGGAACUGGCCUUUUACUUGGUAUAGAAAUAUAAUAAAAACAAAUCACAAAAAUCAACCAGAUCUCCUUUUGAGGCUGUGGACAAUCAGGCCACUGGGACAGCCGCCUCCUCUGGCCAGUGCCCGCCCCUGUGCUGGUGACGACAGCCAUUGUCUCCACAUCAGCACGCAAAGAAAACAGCCGUGCUGCUUAAAGAUGCUGAUGGCAAUUGCUUGUUUUCUUGUUUCAGUUGUGUGAUUUUGAUGAGUAAAUUUAAGUUCAAAGUCACCUGUGGCUCCUAAGGAGGAAAAAGAUAGCAGCAGGAAGAGCGCCUCCCCAGAGGGCGCAGCAGAGGGCGCUGCUGAGCUUCCCCGCGCUGCAUCCUCUCUCCCUUGUUGCUUUCGUCCAGGCACACGUGCCUAGACCCGAGCGAGUCUAACCUUUCGGUGGCUUCUCGGGCUUUUGGGGCUUUUAGUCAAGUUUUAAAGUAUUCAACUGUCUUUGUAGAAAACACAUUGAAACUUCAUCCAUUUCUUGUUUUUGCUUCUGGCUGCACUUGGGUUUCUUUCAGCCCUGCUGCUCAGGUUCUAGCAGUGGGCCCGGGACAGGCCGCCUCGCCCUUCCUCCUUCCCCACAGCGAGCUGUGCAGGGGACUCAGAACCCGCCUCCAGGCCAGGGUCCUGGGUCACUGCUCAAAACCACACACGUUUCCUUCCUGGCCAUUAGCUGCUGGUAAGAUGCUGUCUUAGCGGCUGUUCUUUUGGGACUGGGUUCGGAGGGCAGCCCCUGCUGCCCCUGGGUCAAGGGGUCAGCUGACUUUGGUGUCUGCAGCAGCGCUGGGUGCUACUCCCGGGCCUGCGGCCAUUCACUCUGUCCACUCGGUGAUUGACUUUCAAACCUCAUUAGAGAUAAUCUUACUGACAGUCACCAGGCACACCGCUCACGGGAAUUUUACUGUUCCUCUUCUUCAUGAGCCCUGUUGUAUGAACAGUGUUUUAUGAAAUAAGUUGUCUUUGUCCUAGCACUUGCAAUAACUCUUAGUGUUGUUACCACCUGGGCAAGUCUUGGAUAUACUUUUGGCCUCUAGAAAAAAGUCUCGGACAACAUGUGGCCCUUCCAUCUUCUGAACAUGAUAACGCUGUGGUUGUUUCUGUAGAAAGAUUACUUGCAAGUGUCCGUCUCUUGAAAAUACCCUUGUGUUUGUGUGUUUAUGUGGGUUCUGAGACCAUAUAAGCUCUGGAAGUUUCGUGCACACCUGCAGGCAGCCAUGCAUCUGGGUUACCUGGGCGGGUCGUACGGAGCCCUUCUGGCCGUCGGUGGCUCACGGGUGCAGGUUCCUGCUGUGUGCGUGCCACUUGCAUCCUGAACAGAGGGGGUCUUCUGCCACGCGGCGUUUCUUGUGGUUGUGCUGUUACUGGUAUAAGUCAAGUGCCUUCGAUGCUAAAGGCUCAGAAUUUUUUCUUAAACUGAUUUCAUGUCCUAUGCAAGUGUUUUCUACAACCUGCAUAACCAGUACUUUGUAAAACUUGUUUACGCUUCAAUUGUACAUAAUGUUUUUUAAAGAAAUAUAUAGUAUUUUUAUUUAGGUACCUCCAAACUUGAAUUGGUCUGUGUGAAGCAUUGUAAAAUGAUACAUUUCUCUUUUGAGUACCGUUACAGUUGUGCAGAGGUUUUCACUGGUUCUAUUUUUCUACUGUUACUGAGACGCAUGUAACACUAACUUUAUCCUAAUAGAGUUGGCAUUUCCAAUAAAUGGCUUGUAUAGAA
Ochotona curzoniae (black-lipped pika) is the source of this 7745-nucleotide messenger RNA. It is a transcript of the gene BTBD7, whose product is annotated as BTB domain containing 7. Lineage: Eukaryota; Metazoa; Chordata; Mammalia; Lagomorpha; Ochotonidae. Gene Ontology annotation, molecular function: protein binding. Gene Ontology annotation, biological process: morphogenesis of a branching epithelium; regulation of branching involved in salivary gland morphogenesis. The record is from RefSeq and is a predicted model, not a curated record. Bases 156 to 3542 code for a protein of 1128 amino acids. The transcript has 11 exons.